AUGGGCGGAGAUCUGUUCGACGCCAUCACCUCGGCCAACAGAUACACCGAGCGAGACGCCAGCGGGAUGCUCUACAACCUGACGAGUGCCAUCAAGUACCUGCACAGCCUCAACAUCGUGCACCGCGACAUCAAACCAGAAAACCUCUUGGUGUACGAACACGCAGACGGCAGCAAGAGCCUGAAGCUGGGAGACUUUGGUUUAGCGACGGUGGUGGACGGACCUCUGUACACUGUGUGUGGGACACCGACAUAUGUAGCACCAGAGAUCAUCGCAGAAACUGGUUAUGGCCUUAAAGUGGACAUCUGGGCAGCAGGAGUCAUCACAUACAUCCUCCUCUGUGGAUUCCCACCGUUCCGAGGUAGCUGUGAAGACCAGGAAGUGCUGUUUGACCAGAUCCUGAUGGGGCAGCUGGAGUUCCCGAUGCCGUACUGGGACAAUGUUUCGGAAACAGCCAAAGAGCUGAUCCGAUCCAUGCUGGAAGUGGAAGUAGAUCAGAGAUACACCGCUCCCCAGGUCCUAGAGCACCCCUGGGUCACGGAUGAAGGUCUGUGUGAGAACGACCGUCAGCUUUCUGUAGCAGGAAAAAUCAAGAAGCACUUCAACACCACUCCAAAGGACAAUGACACGACCGCCGGCGUCUCCGUCAUCUCGGUGCGUGCAUACCACCGCUCACAUAACGCCUUCAAGAAGAUCUGGGUCGUUGGAUUUCUACCAGCACCCAGCCAUGUACUGGAUCAGACCACCUCUCUUGAUAAGGCGGGGCAGAUUCUCCGACGAGGAUGCCACCCGGAUGUGAUCACGCUGGCGGCCGUGACCCUGACCUCCAGAGCCGAGCGGACCGUGCAGCCUCCCAGCCUCCUCCCCGGCCUCCGCUCCCCUCCGUCGCUCAUGGACCCGGACUCAUACCGGUCCCCUGCCUCCACCGACGUGUCCCUGUGCUCCGUCAACAGCACUGGACGCUCCCCUGGAUCCCCCUUCUGA
Messenger RNA from Knipowitschia caucasica, 984 nucleotides. NCBI's taxonomy places the organism in Eukaryota, Metazoa, Chordata, Actinopteri, Gobiiformes, Gobiidae. The record is from the annotation of a GenBank genome assembly.